UGCUUCGUGGAAGAGGAAUUGACAGUUGAACUGCGGGACUGUGGAAGUUAAGAACACUUUAUUGCGUUUCAGCCCUCGAAUGAAGCCCGAGAGCGACAAGGCGGUGGCGGCGGCGGCGGAGAAACAGAGGAGGAGGAGGAGGAGUAGGAGAGCGGAGGAACAGAGGAGGGGCAGCUCCGGCGAGGUACGGUACUUGGGGGUGAGGAAGAGGCACUGGGGGAAGUGGGUGUCGGAGAUCCGCCUCCCGCGGAGCCGGGAGAGGAUAUGGCUCGGUUCUUACGACGCGCCGGAGAAGGCUGCGCGGGCCUUCGACGCGGCCGCGUUCUGUCUCCGCGGCGCCGCAGCUCGGCUCAAUUUCCCCGACCAACUCCCGGCCGAAUUCACUACGGCGGCAGCGUCGCAGGAGCAAAUCCAGGCCGCGGCGGCGCGGCACGCCAGCAAUCAGCCCCCGCCGGUGAUGGAAGAGACGUUGCCGGCUUCGCCGGCGCUUGUCGGCGAGGAAUUCCUUUUUGCGCACGACGAUUUCUGGUGCGAAUUACAUCCGGUGGCUGCGGGGAACCAACGCCUUGAGCGGCCGGCGGCGGCAGUGGCGGAGGACCUGGAGGCGACGCCGGAUAACCAGGAGAAGCCGGUGCCGGAGAAGUUAAUGGAAGUGCGUGAUGAUUUUUACCCUUUCGCGUACGAGGACUUCUUCUCCGAUGAGUUUUUUCCGGUGGCGGCGCAGCCGCCGGAUUGCAACGAGGAUCGGAUUGAGAUCUUUGAUGAAUUCCCAACUCUUUGGAGCUUCUAGAAGCGGAAGAAGACAACAAGUAGCACACCUUUUUUUAGCUUUAUUUUUAUUUAUUUUUUUUCCUGCUAGUCUUAAUUAAGUUGGUAAUUAUUAUUAACCAGCUUAAUUGGCAGCAGUGAAUUAAUUAUUGUGAACAAAUCAAAAGGACGAUCGUUUUAUUAGCAUCGUCCCGAUUUUCCUCAUUCAUUUCUUAUCAAAUUAAUAUUCUAUUCCA
Messenger RNA from Zingiber officinale, 1004 nucleotides. RefSeq names its product ethylene-responsive transcription factor RAP2-1-like. The record is from RefSeq and is a predicted model, not a curated record. Bases 80 to 790 code for a protein of 236 amino acids. Gene Ontology annotation, biological process: regulation of DNA-templated transcription. Gene Ontology annotation, molecular function: DNA binding; DNA-binding transcription factor activity. The transcript has a single exon. NCBI's taxonomy places the organism in Eukaryota, Viridiplantae, Streptophyta, Magnoliopsida, Zingiberales, Zingiberaceae.